This is a messenger RNA of Apis cerana (Asiatic honeybee), 1328 nucleotides long. RefSeq lists its product as uncharacterized. The record is from RefSeq and is a predicted model, not a curated record. NCBI's taxonomy places the organism in Eukaryota, Metazoa, Arthropoda, Insecta, Hymenoptera, Apidae.
AAUAAAAAAAUUCUUCUAAUAAAAUUCAAUUUAAUAAAUAUCAAAAUUGCAUAUAUAUUACAACAUAUAUUCAAUAUUAGAUUGCAUUAUUCAAUUACGUAUAUAUACGUGUAUAAUCUUAAAGUCCUGACUUUAUUUAGUUUUCUCUAUACGUGAGAAAAUACAUGAUGGCGUAUCUCGCUCAUAGCGCUCACGUUAUAUAAUGUACACAAAGUAUAGUGAAUUGUCAUUAGUAUAUUAUAUCGUUAUCUUGAUACAAUUCUAAGCAACGAAUAUAAACCAUCAAGUUACUCCAUCUAUCUAGUAGAUCUCUUAUCACGAUUUUCUUCUUGCUUGUUCCAAUGAUCGGCUUUCAAAUCAUCAUCAUCGUCUUGAGAAAAGGAGAGUUCUUUCCUCCAUUUAGCGGGUUAACUAUCCGAUAAUGCCGAGUGACGGCCCUUCGGUAAUCGUAAUUGGUGCUCCGGAAAGUGGAGCCAUUCGACGUCACGGACGGUUGCUCAACAAGAAUCGUCGAAAAUCUUACGAACGGAGGAAAAUAGGGUCUUUUAGUGAAUUUCUUGAGCUUACAGUAGAUAUUUCUGAGGUUCAUGUGGGAUUCGAAUCUAUAAGAUUUUUGAUAGACCUCUUUCGUGUGGCUCAGUAUGCUCGUCUUCACUCACGCUCGAGAGAGACACGUCUUGUCUGUGGUCGACAGAGAAGAUGUGAAAGGAACCUGACCCGCGAUGCUGCUGGGGUGAAUUAUGCAAAUGCGACAAUAACCGAAUGUCAAUCAGGAAGAAAGUUAAAUUCCACAGAUACUGGAUUGGCUGCCGGUUCUACCAGGCCAAGUCUUUCCUUCUGGAAAAGUUAAAGGCAAUGAUGGCCGCGGGGGCAGAAUGACGAGCGACACGCCGCUCUUUCGAACGUAAUUUAAACUUCCUCAAGAUUCUAUCGUCAGAGAUUAAAAUGAUUCGUUCCUUCUUGCCACCGACUUUGUUCCCGCUCAAUGAAAGAUUUGUUUGCGACACUGUUUCAGAUGCUCCAAGCUUAAGGUGUAAAUUGUUCUCGGAUAUAUAUACAUAUGGGAAUGGAAUUUUCAUUGAUUUUUCUUGAUUUCAAAUGAAUAAAUAUUCACAGUGUACUUGAAAUGAUUUUUAUUAUGUGUAUAUUAAUUCAGUGUUAUUUUAAAUUUAAAAAAAAUUUUUUCAGGAUAUUAAUAUUAAUAUAAAUUAAGUUAAAUACAAAAUUAUAUUAAUAUUAUAUAAAUAAUAAAAUAAGACAAAAAAAAAUAUUUUCAUUUUCAAUAUUUUUUAUCUUCUAUCACUUCUAUUAUAAUACAGUAAUUUUAC